AUCUCCGCCGGGCGGUAAAGUGUCAGUGAAAACAUGGAGGAUAACGUAAAACGUAGAUCGUUUUUAAGGUUAACUAAUAAAAGUGGCAUAAAUCAUAAUGAUUCCUUACGGAGAAGUUCUUUGGACCACACACAUAUUUCCAGGAGGAACCAAGACGAUAUGCUCAGCCCGAGAAUGUUGGCUAGACCCUACAUGAAUCCAAAAUUUGGCCAACAUGAUUUUUCGGAGUUGGACACUUCGCUUACGGUUACACCUCACGAAUUGCGGGAUAUUAUGGCAAAUUCGGAAAAAGCCGACGUUACAUUAAGAGAAAUGAUGGAUGAUAGUGCUGCAACAGGAAUUAUUUUGAAAUCGAAGGAACCUUGGCGCGAUGUAAACUCCAAAUUGUAUUAUGAAUUCUUGGAGAGUACACAAGCACAUUUGUCCGAACCUGAGGUUUUUAAUACUAUUGCUGAUUUUAUUCAAAAUUGCACGGAUACUUUGGAGUUAAUGAGAGGUAUGCAAGCGAAAGUGGAGAGUAGAGAACUUUCGACAGAAGAAGUUAAUUUAGAAAACGAGAGAAACACCUGGCGUUUGGUAUAUUGUCUCUACCAGAAUCGACUCAAUACACCAGGUUAUGAAAAGGACAUGGAUAUAGAUAUGAAUUCAAAUAUGUCUGAGAAAGAGGCGAUAGAUGCUCUCUAUAGACAUGACAGUAUUAUAAGAGAAUACCAGUUGAUUAUCGAUUGGCUGGAAAAGAAUGCACUUGAUCAAGCGAAUAAACAGCCGUCGAUCGAGCAAUUCACGGAUAAAACGGUUGCAUGGGAAAAUACACUACACCAGCUCCACAAUCGACAAUUUGGAAUUAUGUUUUCUUCAUCCAGGCCCAUUGUAUCAUCUCUCGAUCCAGAUGCACCAGUGAGGGAGGGAAAACCUCUCCACGAUUUGGACAAAGAGGAUGAUGAGAGGCUGGAGAAGAGAAUGUUUAUCGAGGUUCGAUGCGGUAGACUCCAGAAGGCACAAGCAUUGGCUAUCCAUUGCGGUCAACCUUGGAGGGCUGCGUGUUUAUUGGGUUGGACCCCAUAUCACGAUCCAAAUUACACAAAUCCACUAAAAGAUAUGAAGUUGCCAAUAGAAGGUAAUCCUAACAGAGCUCUUUGGAAACUUUGUGCUUGGGAACUUUCCGAAGAUAAACGAGUGGGUUUUCCUGGCUGCAUCAAUUUUUUCGCCCGAGAGAAAAUACCUCAGCAAUGCAUUGGCCUGCCACAGAGCUUCUUCCCUCUGACUCGGAUAGAAAAUGACCCAAUCCAAAGCAUUGAUCUUUUCCAAAUCAGCCGCUGUCAUUUCUCCCUUCAAGUCCAGAGACUCCAAUUCGACAUUCUUCUGUCGAAUAUUCUCAACGACCAAUUUUGUAAUCGCUUCAACAUUGAGAUUGGCCUCUUCCGCAGCAGCGAGACACUUUUUCCGCUGAUCGAAGUCAAGCAAUUGCUUUUCAACGUCCUUCUGUUUCCCGACGGUGGCUGGCUAGUUGACACAAGUAAUAAUAACGGUGAUCCUUUGAGUCCUGAAGAAAUUUUGCGAGAACACCAGAUGGAAAAGCUCCGCAAGCUCUGCAUUCCCAAAGUUGCGCUUCUCUUGUACACCGUCAUGUCUGCAAUGAAUGAACACUUUGAAUGUGUUCAAUUGGCAGACACUCUCGCUUCCGAACAAUACCAGUUGUAUAAUGUCUUCCCGAAGGAAAAGCUUCGUGAAAUUUUCAAAAAGAUCUGCGAGUCCUCCUUAGCCCUGAUGGGACAAAAGAAAGAUUCCUGGGGUUAUCCGAAAUAAAAGUAUUCUAGACGACAUUCUGUGAGUGAACCAUAACAAAAAAUGUACAACAUGUAAAUUACGACUUUUUUUAUAAAACCAGUUUAUUGUCAACCACAAGAAGUGAAUAUAAAAUUUGAUACAAUGUUCAAUAAUGCAUAAUCAUAAUACCUUACAGUACCUCAUAAUCGUUAAAAUGUCUCGCUUUUCUCAAUCGCUUUUACAGAGUACGAACUAAAAGUAAUAUUCUCGAAGUUGGAACUUUAUUAUGUAGGAAUAUAUUCUUAUUUCAUGCUUUGCGCUUUUCAUUUGCUUGACUACUUUAUUUUGAUUCGACUGCACUUCCGGGGCAUUAAAAAUUCCCUGUUCUUGUGAUUAACUCACAAUAUUAAUUUUAAAUCCACUGAACAGAUAAGUUGUGACACUUUACAUUAAAGUUUGCUUCCAGCAAUCAGGAAAAGUGUAUUUUUUUAAUUGCUGUAUGACAAAUUCUACUAGGAUAAAUAUAUAUUUUUUAAACCUAAUCGCAUUGUUGACAAAUAAAGUGAUGCGUAUUCUGAUUAUA
This is a messenger RNA of Belonocnema kinseyi, 2350 nucleotides long. RefSeq names its product nuclear pore complex protein Nup107 (gene Nup107). Gene Ontology annotation, biological process: mRNA export from nucleus; post-transcriptional tethering of RNA polymerase II gene DNA at nuclear periphery; regulation of DNA-templated transcription. Gene Ontology annotation, molecular function: structural constituent of nuclear pore. Gene Ontology annotation, cellular component: nuclear pore outer ring; nuclear pore. The transcript is spliced from 6 exons. Bases 34 to 1806 code for a protein of 590 amino acids. The record is from RefSeq and is a predicted model, not a curated record. Lineage: Eukaryota; Metazoa; Arthropoda; Insecta; Hymenoptera; Cynipidae.